This is a messenger RNA of Bemisia tabaci, 2936 nucleotides long. It is a transcript of the gene alpha-PheRS, whose product is annotated as phenylalanine--tRNA ligase alpha subunit. The record is from RefSeq and is a predicted model, not a curated record. Gene Ontology annotation, molecular function: tRNA binding; ATP binding; phenylalanine-tRNA ligase activity. Gene Ontology annotation, cellular component: phenylalanine-tRNA ligase complex; cytosol; cytoplasm. Gene Ontology annotation, biological process: phenylalanyl-tRNA aminoacylation. NCBI's taxonomy places the organism in Eukaryota, Metazoa, Arthropoda, Insecta, Hemiptera, Aleyrodidae.
GGUUAUGUUUACAUUGCAAACGUGACCGAAAUCCCGAAAAGUUGCAGAUAGUGCAAAAGCUGUGCUUUACACGUGGCUUAUACUCUUUUCUAGUGGUAAGAAUUUAUUAGCAAAAUGUCAGAGCUUAGUGAUAAGAUUUUAAAUUAUUUAGAAACUUCACAUCCUGUGGACACGUUAAAAUUAGCUUCUACAUUCGAGGAAGACCACCAAAAAGUGAUAGGUGCCAUCAAUAGUUUACUUGCUUUAGAUGACAUUAUCACCGCAGAGAAUGUCUCCAGUAAAAGAUGGGAGCUAACAGAAGAAGGGAAGCUUGUCUGUGAUAAAGGUAGCUAUGAAGUCCACCUUUUCAAUGCUAUUCCGUCCGAGGGAAUUAAUCAAAAACAGAUAAUGGCAGAUGUUCCUAAUUCGAAAGUUGGCUUUGCGAAAGCAAUGUCUAAAGGCUGGAUUCUCUACGACAAAAGCACCAACCUAGUCACACGAAAAGUUGAUUCAGUAGUAGACGAAGUGCAAGCAGAUCUAAAAUCAAUCCAAGAUGGAAAGUCGGAGGCAGUUACAGACAGUAACAAGCAAGAUUAUAAAAAGCGGAAAUUAAUUUUGGAAGUCACUGUCAAGAGUUUCCUCGUGAACAAAGGGAAGAAUUUUACUACCACCAUUGAGAAACCAGAAGCAGAUCUCACUCAUGAUAUGAUCAUGUCAGGGUCCUGGAAAGCUAAGACUUUCAAGCCGUACAAUUUUGACGCACUUGGCGUUGUUCCUCCAAGCGGUCACCUGCACCCUUUGAUGAAAGUUCGGCAAGAAUUUCGCCAGAUUUUCCUGGAGAUGGGUUUCUCUGAAAUGCCAACCAACAACUAUGUAGAAAGCUCCUUCUGGAAUUUUGAUGCUUUAUUCCAACCUCAACAGCAUCCAGCUCGUGAUGCUCAUGACACCUUUUUUAUCUCAGACCCAGCCACCAGCGAUAAGUAUCCUGCAAAGUACGCAGAGCGUGUCUGCAGGGUCCACUCCAAGGGCGGUUAUGGAUCGCAAGGAUACGGAUACAAAUGGUCAAAAGAUGAAGCACAGAAAAAUCUUUUACGUACUCAUACAACAGCUGUAAGUGCAAGGAUGUUGUAUGCCUUAGCCCAGAAAGAAUUUAAACCAGUCAAAUAUUUCAGUAUUGACAAGGUCUUCAGGAAUGAGACAUUAGAUGCCACUCACCUAGCAGAGUUCCACCAAGUGGAAGGCGUAAUCGCUGAUGUUGAUUUAUCUUUGGGCCAUUUAAUAGGUGUUCUGGAUGAAUUUUUCAAGAAGUUGGGAAUCACGCAACUGCAGUUCAAGCCCGCUUAUAAUCCCUACACAGAGCCAAGUAUGGAAAUAUUUUGUUUUCACCCAGGGUUGAACAAGUGGAUUGAAGUUGGAAAUUCUGGAAUUUUUAGGCCUGAAAUGCUGCUUCCAAUGAAUUUACCUGGGAAUGUCAACGUUAUUGCGUGGGGACUGUCAUUAGAACGACCGACUAUGAUUAAGUAUCACAUAAAUAACAUUAGAGAUCUAGUAGGUCCAAAGGUAGAUUUGAAAAUGGUUGAAAAUAAUCCUAUCUGCAGGCUUGACAAAUGAGAGAUCUUUAUAUUUUAUUAUAGGUAUUUAAGUAUUUUGGUGAGAGCACUGUUACAGUUACAGACACAGAACAGUUUUAGAGCGCAAAGAAAAAUAAAGAGUUUUCAUAAGUACUCAAUGAAACUAUCAAGUAAGGUAUAACUUACAUUCUUAAAAAGUUAAAAAUGCCUGACAAGAACCUCUCACCCUCUUCUCAUAAGUAUUGCUUUAAAUCAAAGCAUUAACUGAAUAAAAAAUUUCUGGUGAGGAAGGCACCCCCCCCCCCCCCCCCACUCCUCCCUCUGAAGACAAUUUCUUGAUUUUCAUAUGGUUGUAAGGAAGCAAAGACAGUUGAUGUGCGAGGUUUCUUUGCCCUCUGAAUUGGCAUCAACUCCUACCCAACUUUUUCCCAUGAGUGUACUAACAUUUUCUAAUUAUUUUCAUUCCCCAUAUCUUUUUCGUUUGUCAACUGGGGCAUGCUGAUAUUUAUUUGAGCAAAUACUCAGUUUUGAGCAUUUUGACUUUAUGUCGCAGUAGAUGGACAUGGAGAUCUUGCUGCCUCACUGUUUCAUAAUCGUGUACAGCAAUGCUAAUAGAAAAUGUUAAUGGCCCGCUACUUGUCAGCACUUGCUGCUUUUAAACUUUUUGAUUCAAUAAUUAUUGUUUUUGCUGUCAAAACUCAUUUCAUGAAAGGUAAUAAUUAUUGACUCUGAAUUGAACUUCAUUGUCUGCAAGGUCUUUAGCUUGUCACCGUAUUUUUUUCUUUUCUCAUCAGUGGAAAUAACCUGAACGUCAAAUUUCUGAUACCAUAGUUUAUUUUCAAGCCUGAUUGAUGGAAGGAUAGCCCUCUCUACCACUAGAGAUAAUAGUGAAUUUCAUUACCAAUUGAAACGCCUGAAUGAGUAUUAGUAGAACUACAUCACACAAUGCCUUAAUUUCUUUUCCUACUUAACUUUCUCGCCAGAGAACUGAACAACUCCACUGAUUUAUUGAUUGUUUUUGUAAUCUACAACAAAUUUACAUUAUGUGUGAAGGCAGUGUGCUGCUUCAUAAAAAAUGAGAGGAGCUAAGGCAAAUCCGUCUAAUAAAUUUUCAAAUUGAAUAGGUCAUUUAGUGUGAACCCUUGCUGUUUUUUCUGAUUAUCAAGAGUUAAUUUUAAUGUCACCUCAGUGAAGGUGUCAGUAUUGAUGCGAAAAGUUCAGGGGUAAUUUAAUCUAUCACUCUCGAUUGUGUAGCAUACCUUGUUUUAAAAUUUUAAGGUGACAAUCGGAUUGAAUCCUUUUUCUUGACCUUUCGAAGACAUGUGAUUUAUUAUCCAUUUUGUACCUACAAAAGUAAAUGCUAUUAUACACUGUGAAUUACCUACA